Hevea brasiliensis (rubber tree) is the source of this 534-nucleotide messenger RNA. RefSeq names its product serine/threonine-protein kinase BRI1-like 1. The transcript is spliced from 4 exons. The record is from RefSeq and is a predicted model, not a curated record. The coding region runs from base 1 to 534 and encodes 177 amino acids. Gene Ontology annotation, molecular function: protein binding. Lineage: Eukaryota; Viridiplantae; Streptophyta; Magnoliopsida; Malpighiales; Euphorbiaceae.
AUGGGUAGUAAGAGGCCCAAGGAGUCUCAGGGUCAGACUCAAGGUCUGGGCAAGAAGCAGAAGUCUCGCUUUGCUCUAAGGAGAGGAGGAGGACAGUCUGGUGCAUCAGUGGAUAGUUCACCUGGUACUGCAAAUAUUGUCUCUUGUCUUGUAGGGGAAAUCCCUGUGGAGCUUGGUUCCUUACUAAAGCUCCAAGAGAUCUAUUUAGAGACUCUAGUGAUAACCUACAACAACCUUGGAGGGGAACUUCCUGAACAUAUCGCCAACUUUUCAAAGGAGCUCCACAGGUUUGCCAUACAACACAAUCAGAUAUCUGGAAACAUCCCAGUUGGAAUACAGGUUCUUGUUAACUUGGAAGCUUUCUAUGCAGACAGGAACAAACUCUCAGGUACCGUUCCAUCUGGCAUUGGACAGCCUCAAAAUCUAAAAUUGCUUCGCCUUGGAGGUAAUAAUUUAUCGGAAUAUAUUCCAUCAUCUCUGGGAAAUCUGCCAACUUGUUCCAGGGGUCUAUUCCUUCCUCUUUUGUUUCAUUAA